This is a messenger RNA of Schistocerca americana (American grasshopper), 918 nucleotides long. RefSeq names its product vegetative cell wall protein gp1-like. The coding region runs from base 1 to 918 and encodes 305 amino acids. NCBI's taxonomy places the organism in Eukaryota, Metazoa, Arthropoda, Insecta, Orthoptera, Acrididae. The record is from RefSeq and is a predicted model, not a curated record. The transcript is spliced from 4 exons.
AUGGAUAUUCAUGUUCUUCAAAGCCAGCCCGCCCAGAAGGUCGCGUUUAAAGACUCUUCCACGGUUCGUGUGGAUUUGGUCCGCGGCGGGUUCCAGCCGCGCCUUCCGACUUCGCUGCCGCCCCCAGGGCAGCAGCAGCAGCCGUCGCCGCUACCACGCCGACAGCCCGUCCCGUUGAUGCCUCCCGCGCAGCUUCAUCCGGGAGCGCCCCAGGUGGUCGCUCCGGCGCCUGCGGUCCCUCUUCAGUCGCCACCGCCUUCGGAGCUGAUGGACGUCGACCCCUCAGCCGGGCCGCCUUCCCAAGCGGUGGCUGUGCAGCCUGUCCGGCAGCCGCUUUCCUUGGGCACCCCCAAGGAGUCUGACACCGCAGCGCCUUGUCCGGCGCCCACUCAGCAGCCGUCGACGCAGCGUCAGGAGACGCUGCCUCUCUUCGUGGGUCCCGACGCCCCGUCGCGUCCAGUACCAGAAGCUGCGCCCGUGGUCACAGAUUUGGUCCGCGGCGGGUUCCAGCCGCGCCUUCCGACUUCGCUGCCGCCUCCAGGGCAGCAGCAGCAGCUGUCGCCGCUACCACGCCGACAGCCCGUCCCGUUGAUGCCUCCCGCGCAGCUUCAUCCGGGAGCGCCCCAGGUGGUCGCUCCGGCGCCUGCGGUCCCUCUUCAGUCGCCACCGCCUUCGGAGCUGAUGGACGUCGACCCCUCAGCCGGGCCGCCUUCCCAAGCGGUGGCUGUGCAGCCUGUCCUGCAGCCGCUUUCCUUGGGCACCCCCAAGGAGUCUGACACCGCAGCGCCUUGUCCGGCGCCCACUCAGCAGCCGUCGACGCAGCGUCAGGAGACGCUGCCUCUCUUCGUGGGUCCCGACGCCCCGUCGCGUCCAGUACCAGAAGCUGCGCCCGUGGUCACAGGCUUUCCUCAUCUGUAG